AUGAUCAAACUUUUACAUCAACAAGGAAGGAGUUGGGAAGAAUUUUGGCAUCCACCAGAAUUGCUCGAUGUUUAUGGAUUAGGCGAGGAAUUGCUCGUGCAGAAAUGGUUGCCAAAAUUGAGUUCAGAUCCAAUGCAAUCCACUGAAAAGUGCUCUCAAGACUUGCAAAUGCUCAACGAUUCGCUCACAAAAAUAUUUGAUGGCUCAUUGCUCAAUAAAACUGCCGUUUUGAAUGAUUUUGAUAAAACGGUUACACUACCUUUAAUCGACUCACAGGGAUCGCUAAAUGGAGGCCUUUUAACUGGGCAUACAUCUUAUUAUGGUCGUUGGGGUGAAUGCCGAAAAAUCAAUUAUAAACUCUCAAAUGGAAACGUUUGGAGAGGAGAAAUUUUUAGAUUCUUUAUCGGAUCCCUCAAUCAAACUACAAAUCGAUGUGCAAAAGCAAUUUUGGGAAUCGAUAUUUGUUUGCCAAAAUCGUGCACUGCUUUCGAGAUAAAGAGGCGAAUACAAGCCACAAAAAUCCCACUUCUCUCAAAUCCGAUCUGUGAUGUAGCAAACAAUGAUUCAGCAAGAACAAAUCAAGUCGACACUGGUACCUACAUUGUUGCAAUUUUUGUCUUCUUCGUUCUCGGCUUUGGCAUAAUCUCCGGUUUUGUUGAUUAUUUUCUCUACAAUGAUCUUAAAGAUUUUGUGACUAUUGAUGAAGAAAACAUUUAUUGGAAGAUCUUCUUUGCUUUUUCACUUUAUCGAAACACAAAGGGAAUUUUUAGCACAAAGGGAUUGAAUAAG
Mesorhabditis belari is the source of this 789-nucleotide messenger RNA. The record is from the annotation of a GenBank genome assembly. NCBI's taxonomy places the organism in Eukaryota, Metazoa, Nematoda, Chromadorea, Rhabditida, Rhabditidae.